AUGGCUUCGCAGGAGGCGACUCAUGUGUUGUAUCAUUUCGAGUACUCCAUCUGCUCGAUUAUGGUCCGUUAUGCGUUUGCCUUGCGUGGACCGGCAGUCGAUGAAGAUCACGAGAUUAUUCUUGAAGAGCAGCCUGUUGAUAUUGUGAGGAGCUUGGAGCAGAUGAGUGAGCACUUCCUUUGCGAUGUCAAUGCCAAUGGAGAGGUUCCUGUAUUAGUACCGCUCAAGACAGGAGAGCCAUUGCCGGACAGCGUGGCCAUCACGAAGUACUUGGCGAAGUCCUAUCCCUCUAUGAUCCCGGAGCCCCAUAAAGAGAAAAUCUCUCAACUACUCCACGACCUCCAUAGGAUUAGUUUCUUCGGCUUCACCUUUGCAGGAAAGCCGCAGACCGUCGGCAGAAGCAAGGGACACCUGCACGAGAUCCUAGACGGCGACAUUAGCGAUCGAUAUAGAGCAGCGAUUGAGUACAAGCUCCAACGCCUUGACUCCGAAAAGGCCAGCGCCCUAACGCCCGAGGCAACGAAGAAGAACGAGGAGUAUACCAAAGAGCUCGUGGCAAAGCUGGAAUCCCUUCUACAAACCUCUCGAACUUCGUGGCUCUUUGAUCUGGAGCGGCCUUCUGCUCUCGAUGCUCAUUUGGUUGUGUUUAUUGCAAGGAUGUUGGACAUUGGCAGAGGCGAUGUUAUUCCAGCAGCCUUGAGGGCUUUUGCCGAGAAAGCCAUGAGCGGGUCUGAGUGGCAGCAGGUGAUGCAGGAUAGGAGUACAUGUGCGUUUUAA
Messenger RNA from Zasmidium cellare ATCC 36951, 777 nucleotides. RefSeq lists its product as uncharacterized. The coding region runs from base 1 to 777 and encodes 258 amino acids. Lineage: Eukaryota; Fungi; Ascomycota; Dothideomycetes; Mycosphaerellales; Mycosphaerellaceae. The transcript is spliced from 4 exons. The record is from RefSeq and is a predicted model, not a curated record.